Messenger RNA from Plectropomus leopardus (leopard coralgrouper), 613 nucleotides. RefSeq lists its product as uncharacterized. Gene Ontology annotation, molecular function: neuropeptide hormone activity. Gene Ontology annotation, cellular component: axon; extracellular region. Lineage: Eukaryota; Metazoa; Chordata; Actinopteri; Perciformes; Serranidae. Gene Ontology annotation, biological process: digestion. The record is from RefSeq and is a predicted model, not a curated record.
AUGUCAGGAAAAGGUAUUGUGUUAUGUGCGCUGUUGGUUGCACUCCUGGCAUCCUGUGCAGCUGGAGAGUCCGACGAGACCAAUCUGCUACAGAAGUUUCUUGCGAAGAGGGAAAACGUGAGAGGCUCGGUUGUCAGACAGGAGUUGGCACCUCAGGCUCACUCCGCUCGGGUGGUGAGACGGGCGCACCUAUCUGAGGAUGAGCGGGAGAUUGUGACCAAACAAAUCAUGCAAGCAAUUUCAGAAAUGAUGAACUCUGAGUGCAUGUCGGAUCGGGACUACCAGGGCUGGGUGGACUUUGGACGCCGGGAUGCAGAAUGAGACAAUGCCAACAACAACCUGAGAGCUCAGAUUCACUGCUUUUUGUUUGCAUUUUAUAUGAAGUCAAUGUUUUACUCUCAACUUUGUAAAUAAAACUGUUUUGCAGAAUUAUCAUAAUCAUCAAAUCUGUCUUUAUCCCUGGCAUGAGGUAAAAGUGAGAAACUGUACUGGACGGAAAUGCAAAGUUUUAUUCACAGGUGGUACGAUUGAUACACUGACAUAUACAGCGGUGAUGCUAACACAGAACAGAGCAAACAGUAGUUCAAAGAAACAGUGGUUUGGUUGAUUUAAG